Sparassis crispa is the source of this 288-nucleotide messenger RNA. RefSeq lists its product as hypothetical. The transcript has 3 exons. The record is from RefSeq and is a predicted model, not a curated record. Bases 1 to 288 code for a protein of 95 amino acids. Lineage: Eukaryota; Fungi; Basidiomycota; Agaricomycetes; Polyporales; Sparassidaceae.
AUGGAGACGCCAAUGCGCAUGAGCGGCGGCGCUGCGGAUCAUCUACUGGCACGUACCUCAGAACACUCUCCUUCGAUCGCAACAUGCACGUCUCCCCUAGACGGAGCUAGUCUAAGGUUGCUUGUGCUCCAGAAAGCAGACCGGAGCGGGACGCAGAUCAUCUAUAUCCUCCCGUCGUCGCUCAUUGCUGUCCCUGUCGGUGGCGAAGUCAACCAGCAGUUCAAGAAAGCAGCCGAAGCGCUGGACGCGAAGUUGCAGAACUUGGUGCCACAGAUGGCAUGUGUAUAA